Saprolegnia diclina VS20 is the source of this 3993-nucleotide messenger RNA. RefSeq lists its product as hypothetical. Lineage: Eukaryota; Oomycota; Saprolegniomycetes; Saprolegniales; Saprolegniaceae. The record is from RefSeq and is a predicted model, not a curated record. The transcript is spliced from 10 exons. Bases 24 to 3896 code for a protein of 1290 amino acids.
AAAGAGCCAAAAGAUACAGGGCGAUGGCCGACGACGCGUGCAGCAGCCUCCGCGAGGUGCUCGGGGUCGUGCUGCGGUCGGUGUUGCCAAACAAGACGCUCGACGACGACGAGAGCGUGGAGGAAGCCCUCGGCCGGCUGCGUCGGGCGCUCCAGGCGCUACCGCAAGCCGACGCGUCGGUGUUUUGGCACCUCGCGCACGUGGCGCAGCUCAAAGAGAUGCUGCACGAGCACGUGGCCGAGGCCAUCGAGACGUAUGUCGACGACGCCAUGGCCAAAGACCCCGACUGGAUGCUCGUGACGCCGAAUGCGUCGCCACUCGAUGCGGUCGUCGAUGCCAUGAUUCUCUCCAAAGGGCCCAAUGUGCACCAGCUACAGACGCGGCUGCACGACGCCGUCGCGAGCCAAGUUGCCGCGAUCAUGGACGAGUUGCGCGACCGCGGGCCACUGCAUGACCAUUUCGCAGCAAGCGCCAGCGCCUUAGACGCGCGGGUGCAGGCCGUGCCAUCCAUUCACGGAGCCAACGACAAUGUCUUGCGCCUCGAUAGCGUCUCCAACGACGAUGCUGACGACGGCGAUAGCAACGUGCUCUGGACCGACGGCUUUGACGACGAAGACGACAGCCAUGCACCACAGCUCACAGCCGGCGACCUUUACGUGCUACUGGACCGCAUGGCGCUGCCGUCGUCCAAGGCGCGGCUUGAUGCGUUUGCACAGCUCGUGGCGGUCCCUGUCGACGCGCUCCUCGAGCUCGGGGACGCAAGUGUGGACGCCGUGACGCGCCGCCUCGUGUCCUUUUGUCUCGACAAAGAUGACGUGACUUCGAUCCGUACGAUCACGCUCCUCCACGCACUCUUCCAGGGCACCCAGCGCGACAGUGCCGCGCAGUGCCGGCUCUACGCCGUGCUGGUCGAGACUCUGCUGCACAGCACCCCUCGCCCAGCUUUGUUUCUGCGCAAACCAUCGAUCUCGUCGCCGACACCGUCGCAGUCGCCCCAGCGCGGCCUGCUUCGGAUGCUGCGCUAUGUCCACCACCUACUGCAGGUGCUGCCCAACGAAUGGGUUUAUGCACCGCCCGACGUCCGCGCCCGCGCGCUCCUUAUGACGGCCCAGCUGCUCGGGCCAUGGGAUAUACCCGGGUCGAGUUCGUUGACCGAGCAGCAGAGUCUCUCGGGGUCGACCGCCGACUAUAUCCCGAUGGCCUCCAUCUUAGCGUGCAUCGACAUGCAAGCAACCUGGUUCACGCGGUGGCACCUGACGUGUCCGUGGAAAGGCCAAUGGCUGCAUUUGCUCCACGAAUGCCAUGUCAUCAUCCACCUAGUCGAGCGGCUCGUGCACGGCCACACGGCCGUCGAGCUCUGGCGCAAGUUUUCACGGCACACCAUGUCGCCGGCAGGCGUGACGUAUCGCCGCCGUAGUCUCUCGCGCGCGACGUUGGUGCCGUCGUCGUCGCGGGUCGCGCUGCCGUCGCACGUUGCGCUGGACAGUCCGUCGCCGCUACCGCAGUGGUAUACGAUUCUCAUGCAGAAGACCAUGGUCCAGGGGGUGCACAUGCUUCUCGAGUUGCUUCCAUUGUCAUCCGUGCAAGCAGCGUUCCCACUGCGCAUCGAAAAGACCGAGCAUCGCGGCGGCAGCACACCGCUGCCUAUGAGGUUAUCGCCAGACCCUGCGACCAACCAACUGCUCUUCACGACGUGUUCGCCCGCACGCCCGAGCUCGAGCAAGACAGACAAUGUUGAGUAUGAUGCGGUGUGCCUUCACCUAACCCUGGUGUGUGUCGCGCAACUGUGGCGGUCGGACGCGGGUUGCGCGGCCGUUGGCGCGUCCCCGCUCGAUACGAUGCACGAAGCGCUGAUUCCCAAGCUCCUGCACCUUGUCCGCCGUCAGCACGCGGCCCCUUUCUACGACCUACUGCUCCAUGUGCUCGUGCACAUCCGACGCCUCGAGCACGAGCGCCCGGUUGACAUAGGUAGCAUCGCGUUUCCGUAUGCAGCGCUGGCCACCGAGGACGCCAAGGCGCUGGUGCUCACGUACACGAAACACGUGGUCGUACACCGCGACCACCCGCGCAUCAAGACCCUCGUGCAGCAGCUCGUGAGCAGCGCUAUCGACGGUCUCGUGUCGCUGCCGCCGACGUCGGACACUGCCCAGCACAUCGUGGCUCUCUUGGCUGAUCCGACACCGGUGUUGGGCGAGGUGCACGCGCAAAUCGCUGCUGCCUGUCGCCACUCGCUUCUCUGGCUCGAGUGUUUUGCAGAUUGCACAGAUUGGCUCGCCAUCUUGCGCGACGCGUGCCCAACGUUGUCGACACGGGUGCGCGACUGCAUCCUGCGCGAUCUCACGGCGACCGCUCGCGGGCUCAUGCUCGGCUACCCCUUGCUGCUAGCGUUUCCACUGGACCUCGCGCCGCUGUGGGCGACCCGAGACAUGGAGUCGCUCAUGCAGAUGAUGUCGAUACCAACGAUGGCAGCUGCCUUCUUACACAAGAGCCCGACGCUAUCGGCGACGUUCGAGCACCGCGUCGACGCGCUCGUCUCGCACGUCGAUGGCUUUGAAGCAUUGGUCGACGGCGGUGUCGACGCGCCCAUUGAGCUCCGGGACACUGUGGUCGACCUCGUCAACCUCGCGCUCCUCUUUCGAACGCCGUAUGCGGCGACCGACCUCGGCCGCUCGCCGUGGUGGCGUUGCUGGACCGUUGAAGCAAGAGCGGGGGACACCUCGCAUGUCGCGCAGCUGUUGCUGGUCGACGCGCUCGUACACUCGUCGCCGGCGGGUGCGCAUGCGGUGGCCAUGCACGGAGCCGCGGCGCUCUGGCGCUGCGGCUGCCCCGACGACGUGCCUUGUGCCAUCGACCCGAUCUCGUGGCACCAGCACCGCAUCCAGCAGCGCCUCGAGUGUAUCACAUCGAGUCGUAUGGCACCCGACGUGUUGGCCCCGAUUUGCGCGCAAGUGAAUCCCGCGCGGCCGCCAACGCCGGGCUCGCUCCGGCCGCUCGAAGCGCAGUUUUUGCACUUGCAGUACGCCAUGCGCAAUGCGAGUAACCACUUGGACUUCAAGGCGAUCGGAGGUCUCUACUGGCACCUUGUCGACGACAUGGGCAGCGUGCUCGAUGACGCGCCGCUCACUGCGUGGCUCGGCGAUGUCCUCUUGGAGCUUGUCAUUGGCGCCAAGAGCAAGCUUGCGCUGCCGUACCCUGGAGGUGCGCCGAUGCCGUCGAUCGAACCCGCGUCCGAGGCAUGGCUGCCACGCAUCAACCGUUGGCUCAAGCACCGCUCGCAGUCGAUUGGGCUCGAUCCGCUACCGUGCACGUCGUUAUUGCCGCCAACGCUCUCGGCCUUGGGGCGCGAAGCGUGCGACCCGUUUGUAUGGAGCCUCCUCGUGAUGCUCUCGCCGCGCCACAGUGUCGACGAGGUGCUAUCGUGCUUGGUGGCGCUCCGGGGCGCGGGCCCGUCGCUCUUCCUCUGGCCUGCGCGCGCGAUAGCCGACGCCACGUUUGCGGGCUGCCACGUUCCACUCUUCCACGUCGCGUCCAUUGUCGAAGGCCUCGCGGCCACCGAGUGCCCUGCCGUGAUGACGACGCUCGCGCGACUGCACUUGCCGCUUACGACAUUGCUCUUGCGCUGGCAGCUCCAUGGGCUCUGGUCCGUCCUCCCGUGGCGCCACGUCAUGGUCUUCAUCAACUUUGUCGGUGUCUACGGCAUGGACUACAUACCGCUCUUGACCCUCGUGCUCUUGCGCGAGCUCCAGCCGUCGUUGAUGACGGCUUCAACCGCCGCCCACGUCCUCGACGCGGCGAUUCCAGGCUUUGCAUGGGGCGCCCAUCGCGCGUGGAUCGAGCGCCUCCACAGUGUGUACCAUGACGUCAUCAAGACCGGCAUGCGCCGCCUGUACCUAUGAUCAAGGAAGACAACCAUUCUUGGAUUAUCGUGUCAAGGGCCACCGCGUCGUCUUCGUCAUGUAAUGUACUACUAGUAGAGCACACGAGCUGGUCCAU